GGGCCACUCAUCCCCUGCACACACCAGUGGAUUGCUAUUGCUGCCCAGCCAAAUAUCUAUCCAGACAGUAUUACGCAACGCUAUGCGUUCGACGGCAGUUCUGACGAUGGACGGACAAUAGAUUGCCUUUACCCUCGCCCAUGCUGACCGCUACCGUUGACUCUACGAGCGCUGUGAUAAACAACAUCCACUGGACGAUGGUCGGCUCGAGUAUUGCGAGAACACCACUCCGUAGCCGAUCGUCGUUGUAAAGAAUGACGUCACUGAUAUUGCUCACCAGAGAACGGAGGAUGGUUGGCUUGAGCUGGUGAACAAUAUCAGAGACAGUACAUCUCAAACCUUUGAUCCGAUCGGUACAAUACCCUGCGUUUUUUUAUAGUUUAAGUGUUAUUAGAAUAUACGUAAGUGAAUUUCAUUUCGGUGUUCUAUUACUCUGGGAAAGAAACCACGGUCCGUCGCGAGUUGCAAGACUUUCUCCAUUAUUCCGGAGAUUAUUGCGUGUGAUAGUUGGUGCUUUGCUUGGUGAAACGUUUGCGGGUCCCGUCCAAGGUCGGAUAUAUCUUCGCUGUCGCCGUUUAGAGCCCAGGCAAGUUCCGGAGCGGAUUUGUCAAUCGAAGGUGGGUUCUGGAGCCGACAUUUGGUCCUUCGAGCCGGAUACGGUGAACCGUACUAGACUGGACGCGGAUCGAAGCGUGUAGGCAAUCCGCCAUUAGAGUCACCAAGGCGCCAAGCUAUUGCCCAUUGUGGAGCUACGAAUAGGAUUACGCCAUACUGUUCGUCCAAGAACAAGAAGUGUCGCUUUGGACAAAGGAAGAAUAGGCUUUGUCCAUACCAACGCCAAGCCGUGGAUUCAACGCUCUCCUGAGGAAUUCCUGUACUAAGGAAUAGGGAUCAACACUGCCAGCUUCGGAUUGGGAGACACCACUAAGUCUGCACGACCUGCUGUUGUUCUAGGUAAAUAUUAGAUACUUAGUGUAUGUCUCGUCGAAGCUAGGCAUUGCUUUAUCACUAACACCGUUUUCCAUUCGCCUCUACACUGUGUAUCAACGCUACGGAGCCACGCUGGGCCAGAGUCAACGUCCGAUCUGAUCAUAUUGGAUCUAGCACGAGGAAAGCUGCUACCAAUCGCCCAGGAUACGGAUUUGGCAUCGGUGGUGCCAGUAUUGAACUCUCGUAGGCUGUCCAUUACCGUCGACGACGAAGGGUCGGAAUCGAGCAAGGAGGCUGCGACGUUGGAAGUUGUCCAGGAUUGAAUUCAAUUUGGCUACUUAAUUUUUAUCGAUUUGGUCAUUUUGAUAAAUUGCUGCUCCUGUGACGCUGUUCACUUGGUCAGGUGAGUUGAACAGUAUAUGUGCAGCCGAAGUGAAGAUUUUUGGAUACUACCGCCUUGCUUUUCUCCUCUACUAUCAUCACCCCAUCUGUGAGACUUCAAGUGAUCGACGUUGAUUGACCAGGCAGUUGUUGACGGAUACGGCAGGCUGCGUUAGGAAUCCAUUAACGCCUUCUAAGGUCAGUUAAGCACAGUGUAUGUCCUAGCGAAGCUAGGCAUUUAACGCAGAUUACUACACCAUUAUUUCUCAUCCGUUCAACAUCGACUGCUUCGAGGAUCAUCAUGUCGAGGAGUCAAGCAUCGUACAAGGUGCUGGUGGCAAAGUUUAAUGACGUCAUACUCUCAUUCAAUGAUAUCUGGAAGUUCGUCGAGAAGUUUCCGGCGGAUGCUACCGCCAGCCAGAUUACUGUCCGUUUGGACAGGCUCGACGACUUGUGGGAACGGUUCUCGGAAUAUCUCAUCGAGAUCAAAACUCACGAUAACCACGAUGAUGAGGAGAACCCUUACGUAGCUGAGAGACAGAUGUUUAGUGAUCGCUACUACGAAGCGAAGGCGUUCCUGUUGGAAAAGGUUAAGUUGAAAAAGGAACCAGAGGACCUGAACCAGUCUGUGAGGGGUCUAAACACGUCUGGUCUUGGGAACCUUGAUCAUGUAAGGUUGCCUCAGAUCAAGCUUCAAACCUUCAGUGGGAACAUAGAGGAAUGGCUCAGUUUUCGGGAUCUGUACUCUUCUCUCAUCCAUUCCAAGGCAGAUCUUCCCGAUGUAGAGAAAUUCUACUACCUCAAGGGAUGUCUCCAGGGCGAACCGAAGAGUUUAAUUGAUUCUCUCCAAAUCACUGGGGCGAAUUACAAAAUUGCUUGGGAUCUACUACAAAAGCGAUACGACAACAGCAAGCACUUGAAGAAACUCCAAGUUCAAGCUCUUUUCAAGCUUCCCAGCUUGACGAAGGAAUCUUCAACGGAUCUUCAUACACUCGUGGAAGGCUUUGAAAAAAUAGUGCAGACUUUGGAUCAAAUUAUCCAACCCGGAGACUACAAGGAUUUAUUGCUGGUCAACCUCCUUUCCGCGCGAUUGGACCCUGUGACGCGCAGGGGGUGGGAGGAGUUCUCUUCUGCGAAGCAACAGGACACGGUAAAGGAACUGACUGAAUUCCUUCAACGUCGCAUCCGCAUGCUGGAAUCACUUCCGGCGAAGUCAGUGGAUACGAGGAGCGGCUCCCAAUCUCAGCAAUAUGUGAGGACCAAGACAUCUUCAGUGAAAACCAGUUUCAGUUCCGUACAAACACCGGGAGGACGUUGCGCAGCUUGCAGUGCCAACCACCCAUUAUUCCAAUGCAGUGAUUUCCAGCGGAUGCCGCUACCUGAGAGGGAAUCAGUCCUGAGAAAUCAAUCUCUCUGCAGGAACUGCUUCAAACCCGGACAUCACGCGAAGGAAUGCCAGUCUAAAUUUUCCUGCAGGCAUUGCAAGGGUCGACACCACUCACUUGUAUGUUUCCGACCGGACAAGGAUAGCUCUGCUCGGUCAUCGAUGGCUUCGAAAUCUCCGAAACCUACUUCGCCGAGGGAAGUACAAGACACCACAACUGCGAGAUCCAAUGCUCCGGUCAAUUCCAGUACGUCUACUUCGUUAGUCUCGAAUAUGGCGGCUAGUGACACUGUAACGGCUCUUGGGUCGGUCCAUAGUGCACAGGUUUUGCUGGCAACAGCCAUCGUGAUCGUCGAAGACAAUAGUGGACAUCGUUAUCCGGCACGAGCUCUUCUGGAUUCGGGCUCGGAAAGUAAUUUCGUAACGGAGAGAUUGAGUCAGCGAUUGAAGACAACACGUAGCAAGGUAGACAUCAAGAUCCAUGGGAUUGGUCAAGCGGUGACCAGCGUCAAGCAACGAAUUGAAGCUACCAUUCGAUCGCGAGUGACGGAUUUCUCACAGCGCGUGAGCUUUCUUGUGUUACCCAAGGUCACGGUCAAUCUGCCGACGUCCUCAAUCAACAUCGCGAAAUGGAACUUACCAGAUGGAAUCGAAUUGGCUGAUCCAUCGUUCAAUGUGUCCAUGAACGUGGACAUGGUCCUAGGAAUUGAAUCAUUCUUCAAUUUCUUUAGGAAUGGACAGCAGAUUUUGUUGGGAGAACAUUUGCCGGCUCUCAACGAAUCAGUCUUCGGCUGGGUUGUUUGUGGUGGAGUGUCUACUCCUAGUCAGUCGCUGAAUAUCAGUUGCAAUAUGUCGACAUCUGAAGCCCUUGAUGAGCUGGUAGCUCGCUUUUGGUCCAGUGAGGAAGUUGGAACGGCGAAGAACUAUUCACCACAAGAAGCACAAUGUGAGGAACAUUUCGUGCGAACGGUUCAACGUGGGGAAGAUGGCCGUUACACAGUCUCUCUACCGAAAAAUGAAGAGGUUUUGAGGUUGAUAGGAGAAUCGGAAAACAUCGCAGUUAGCCGUCUUCAAAGUACCGAGCGCCGAUUGGCAAGGGACGCUGAUCUUCGUAGUCAGUACUGCUCUUUCAUGGAAGAGUAUCUCCAGCUUGGCCAUAUGGAUAAGGUCGAGGUUGGUCAAGUCUCGCCGGGACGCUGCUAUCUACCGCAUCAUCCAGUAGUGAAGGAAGCUAGUACGACAACCAAGGUUCGUGUGGUCUUCAAUGCUUCAAGCGAGACGUCGACAAGGGUGACGUUGAAUGAUGCACUGCUGGUGGGGCCAAUCAUCCAGGAUGAUCUACGAUCCAUAAUUAUGCGGAGUAGAACGAAACAGGUGAUGCUUGUUGCGGACGUUGAAAAAAUGUUCCGCCAAAUUAUGGUUUGUAAGGAGGACAGACCGUUACAAUCUAUCUUGUGGAGACCAUCACCGGAGGAAGAAAUAAGUACGUAUGAGCGGAAAACUGUCACCUACGGUACAAAACCGGCUCCGUAUUUGGCGACCAGGGUUUUGAAACAGCUGUCGGAAGAUGAAGAAGGAAAAUUUCCACUAGCGGCCAAGGCAGUACGGGAGGAUACAUAUAUGGACGAUGUGAUAACCGGUACAGACGACGCGGAUGAGGCAGUGAACAUGAGAACGCAGUUGCAGGAUCUCAUGAAGGCUGGAGGUUUUAGGCUACGCAAAUGGGCAUCCAACCAAUUAGAAGCGCUGGACGGAGUUCUACAAGAAGAUUUAGCGAUCCCAUCAACGAAGGAGAUUUGCUUGGAUCCAGAUCCAUCGGUGAAAACACUCGGUUUAACAUGGAUGCCGGGAACGGACACUCUUCGCUUUCAAUUUACCGUCCCAAGUUUGGUUGAUCUGGAACCGCUGACUAAACGGAAGGUUCUGUCGGUGAUUGCCACGCUGUUUGACCCGAUAGGUCUCAUUGGAGCUACCAUUACGUCCUUCAAGGUGUACAUGCAGCUUCUGUGGACAAUAAGGGACGAAGAUGGAGAACGACUGGACUGGGACCAACCGCUACCCAAAACGGUGGGUGAGACAUGGCGAAACUAUCAUCAACAACUGCCAGUUCUCAACCAGAUCAAGAUCAACAGAUGUGUAAUCAUUCCGAACGCCGUACAAGUGGAGCUGCAUUGCUUUUCGGAUGCGUCAGAGAAGGCCUACGGUGGAUGCAUCUAUGUUCGGAGCGAAGAUUGCGAGGGAAGUGUUCUAGUGCGACUGUUUGCGUCGAAAUCAAAGGUUGCACCUUUGAAGAUUCAAACCAUUCCAAGGUUGGAGCUGUGUGGGGCGCUCCUGACGGCAGAACUACACGAAAAGGUCAGCCAAGCCAUCCGAAUUCCUGUGAGAGCAUAUUUCUGGACAGACUCUACUUGCGUUUUACGAUGGAUAGCAGCAACACCGUCUACCUGGAGCCCAUACGUUGGAAAUAGAUGUGCAAAAAUUCAGCGUUUGACUGAGCGCUGCAAGUGGCAACAUGUUCCAGGAGUCCAGAAUCCCGCAGAUCUGAUUUCGCGGGGGAUAACACCAGAGAAUCUUGCUGAGAAUGUUUUCUGGUGGGAAGGUCCAAGUUGGCUCUUGGACGGCCCAGACAAAUGGCCACAAUCGACAGGAUGCCAACUUUCAGAAGAUGUAGACAUCGAAAAACGUCGUACGGUAGUAGUGGCCAUGACGGCUACCAUCGAUGAGUUUAUGCCAGAGUACGUGGCCAAGUUCUCAUCAUAUUCAAGGCUGAUUCGAGCUACCGCUAUUUGGAAACGGCUGAUCACACUUCUCAGAACACCGAAGAAGGAUAGAAGGAGAAGUUUUCUGUCCACCGAGGAGCUCAGAGAAGCCGAAUACACUAUUAUUCGACAAAUUCAAAAGGUUACUUUCACCGACGAGUGGAAGGCCUUAUCGAAGGGAGAACCUGUGUCGCAAAAAUCUCCGUUGCGUUGGUUUCACCCAUAUGUUUCACCGGAAGGAUUGAUUCGUCUCGGUGGUCGUUUAGAGCAUUCUGCAGAAACGAUCGAUUUCAAACAUCCAAUACUACUUCCGAGAGAUCAUCGACUAACCCGGCUACUCGUGGAAUACUACCAUGAGAGAUUACUGCAUGCUGGCCCCCAAUUGCUUUUAAGCACUAUUCGACAGAAAUUUUGGCCGCUAGGAGGCAGGAGCAUUGUACGACAGGUUGUCCAUCGUUGCUACAAAUGCUUCAGAGCAAAACCAUCUCCAGUGAAGCAAUUCAUGGGGGAGCUGCCUAGGGAACGAGUAACGGUAUCACGCCCAUUCUCCCGGACGGGCAUAGACUUCUUCGGACCAGUCUAUGUCAGGCCAGGACCAAGACGAACAGCCGUAAAGGCAUAUGGCGCUAUCUUCGUAUGCUUUGCGACAAAGGCCAUACAUAUAGAGCUAGUCUCCGAUCUAUCAACCGACCGGUUCAUCCAGGCGUUACGGCGGUUCAUGGCUAGGCGAGGAAGAUGCGCAGAAAUAUUUUCUGACAAUGGUACCAAUUUUGUCGGUGCACGGAAUCGAAUGCGGGAUCUGUUACAAUUGCUGAAGGAUAAGGACCACAAGGAGAAGGUGGAUAACUAUUGCCUCGAUGAAGGCAUAAAAUGGCACUUCAGUCCUCCAAGUGGGCCUCACUUCGGCGGACUCUGGGAGGCUGCAGUGCGCUCUACGAAAUUUCAUCUCCAAAGAGUCAUUGGAGAUACUCCAGUGUCCAUUGAAGACAUGAAUACACUGUUGACUCAGGUAGAGUCAUGCCUGAAUUCUAGGCCCAUCACCGCGCUGUCAGAGGAUCCUAGCGAUCUGGAGCCGCUUACGCCGGCUCAUUUCCUUAUUGGCGCAUCACUGCAGGCGCUGCCGGACCUCGAUGUAACCAAUAUCCCGACUAAUCGGUUAUCAAAAUUUGAGGCAGUUCAAAGGAAGGUUCAAGAUUUUUGGAACCGGUGGAGGCAGGAGUAUCUCAGUCAGCUACAAGGACGGACCAAACGCUGGCGCCCUCCAGUAGAGAUAGAAGUUGGCAAGAUGGUCGUUAUUUGCGAUGAUAACCUACCGCCGAUGCGAUGGAAACUAGGACGAGUCGAACAAGUUCACCCUGGACUAGAUGGCGUUGUGCGAGUAGUAACCCUGCGAACUGCUUCCGGGAUCUUAAAGCGUCCGGUGGAAAAAACUUGUCUCUUACCAGAACCUGCAAUGGAGCCCGAAUUCUAUAUGAAGUCAAGAAACUAAAUCAUCCUUUAUCCUUAUUCCCCUCCCUAUCCUGCCGAAGAGGAGUUUGCUUACUUUCUUUCAGAAAUUCUAAGAAUUUCAGGGUGGGUGAGAAUGUUUGGGCCACUCAUCCCCUGCACACACCAGUGGAUUGCUAUUGCUGCCCAGCCAAAUAUCUAUCCAGACAGUAUUACGCAACGCUAUGCGUUCGACGGCAGUUCUGACGAUGGACGGACAAUAGAUUGCCUUUACCCUCGCCCAUGCUGACCGCUACCGUUGACUCUACGAGCGCUGUGAUAAACAACAUCCACUGGACGAUGGUCGGCUCGAGUAUUGCGAGAACACCACUCCGUAGCCGAUCGUCGUUGUAAAGAAUGACGUCACUGAUAUUGCUCACCAGAGAACGGAGGAUGGUUGGCUUGAGCUGGUGAACAAUAUCAGAGACAGUACAUCUCAAACCUUUGAUCCGAUCGGUACAAUACCCUGCGUUUUUUUAUAGUUUAAGUGUUAUUAGAAUAUACGUAAGUGAAUUUCAUUUCGGUGUUCUAUUACUCUGGGAAAGAAACCACGGUCCGUCGCGAGUUGCAAGACUUUCUCCAUUAUUCCGGAGAUUAUUGCGUGUGAUAGUUGGUGCUUUGCUUGGUGAAACGUUUGCGGGUCCCGUCCAAGGUCGGAUAUAUCUUCGCUGUCGCCGUUUAGAGCCCAGGCAAGUUCCGGAGCGGAUUUGUCAAUCGAAGGUGGGUUCUGGAGC
Molecule: messenger RNA, 7673 nt
Organism: Aedes albopictus (Asian tiger mosquito)
Lineage: Eukaryota; Metazoa; Arthropoda; Insecta; Diptera; Culicidae
Exons: 2
Coding region: 1613-6943 (1776 amino acids)
Biological process (GO): DNA integration
Molecular function (GO): zinc ion binding; nucleic acid binding
Source: RefSeq, a predicted model, not a curated record